Molecule: messenger RNA, 2211 nt
Organism: Mobula hypostoma (lesser devil ray)
Lineage: Eukaryota; Metazoa; Chordata; Chondrichthyes; Myliobatiformes; Myliobatidae
Product: equilibrative nucleobase transporter 1-like
Exons: 14
Coding region: 1-2211 (736 amino acids)
Source: RefSeq, a predicted model, not a curated record
AUGGGUCGCUUGGGCAAGAAGAUUCAGCUGUCCUGUACCUGUGUCACUGGGGUGAUAGAGUGCCUUGGGUUCGCGGGCGUGAUACUCGGCUGGCCCUCGCUCGUCAUUGUACUGAAGAACGAGGAGUACUUCGCUGAUCUCUGCCCCCCGCAGAACACAUCCAACCACUCUGGGCUGAGGAAUGGGACAGUGAGCUGUGUACCACAGGACGAACGCUUCGCCCUCAUCUUCACCGUUGGCGACUUCGUUAUGAGUUUCGUCACCUUCGCCAGCGGCUUGCUGCUGGAUGGCUACGGUAUCAUGGUGACUCGCCUCCUGGCCAUAUUGCUGUUCACUACCGGCACCCUGUUGAUCGCGUUUUCCACUGCGGCGUCGGCGCUGCUGCUGUUUCCCGCGCUCAUACUCAUUGGAGUGGGAGGAGUCUUCCUACUGACAACAAACCUAAAGGCCGGAAUUUUGUUCGGGAGGAAGCGCUCCACCGUUAUCACUCUGCACACGGGAGCCUUUGGUUCAGCUGCGAUUGUCUUCCUCGUGGUCAAGGUGGUCUAUGAAGCUGGUUUCUCCCUGAAGGCCAUCUUCCUGUUUAUCAGCUGCCUCAGCGUCCUGCUCGUCCUGCGCACCGUAUUCCUCCUUCCCUGGGGACACAUCCCCUACCCACUGCCGGAGGGCUUCACCUACGGAGUGGAUUGCGAGAAGUUAUGGUUGAUCGCGUUCUGGCGAAAGUCAGAUUCUGCCAACCAGCUGAACACCCUUCAGGGGGCAGACGAGAUGAGAGCAGACGGCAACGAGCGGAAGGCGCAAGGCAGCGAGGGAUGGACGAACAGGAAGCAGGAAGUGGAACACGAAAGGACCGAGCAUCUCACGGGAGAGGCAGCGGGAGAGCGGGUGGAGGGAGAGACGGAAGAUGAAAAUAGCAGACACUCUGGAGAGGGAGGAGCGGAAACAGAAGGAAGGAACGAAGCGGCGUUGGUGUCAGAAGGAAUUCUGGAAGAUGGAAAUGAGCUGCCGGCUAAUCGAGCGAAUAUGCAACCAGGUGGGAUAGCAGGUUCGGGAGUCAGAGAGGAAAACGAUGCCUCCUUUCGGAACUCCGUCUUGUCCUGGCUGUUCCUGAGCUCUCUGUUCUGGUUCUCGGUGGGUCAGACACGCCUGUCCUUUUUUAUAGGGACCUUGAACCCGCUGCUCGGCCUGCUGACGGAUGGCGACGCCACGCAAGUCAGCAGGUUGACCUCCGCCUUCGCCUUCACCCAGCUCCUCAAUGUUGUUUGCGCUUCCUGGAACGGGUUAAUCCUCGAUCGACACAAGUGGAGAGGCGGGCGUUCGCAGCGGGAGUCAGAGGACAUACAAAAUUCCACACAAUACAGCAGGAGCGGCUUCCUCGGCGACUUGUACAACUGCAUCGUAAUGCCCCGGCUCCUGUACUUCGUGCCCCGAGCGAUGAGUGUCAGCGUGCCAAACACCAUUUUCGCCAGCUCUCUAUUGCUAACGCCUCUCUGGAUCUCGAGGAAGCUCCGACUCAGACCGGUCGACCCGAAAGAAAUGCGCGCUCAGAAGAAGUCCCACUCUCCAGAACGGGCGCGCCCCCAGCAUAGGAGAUCCACUGGAUUCACCGCGCGAUCGACCGGCCGCAUGCGCACCUGCGUCACUCUCACAAUCAAUCUGCUACCGUACAUUCCUGAGAACCGCUGGUCCAUUGCGCUCCCGAAUCGCUUCCCAUUCACGGCGCAUCGGCUCGAUUUCCGGAAGUGCAUCGUCUCACCACUUGAAAUCAUAGUUUCACUCGUCUCUCUCCUGGAGUGCUCGGUCGCCUUCCGGAGAUUGGCGGACAUGCAGUCGGCGGUGCUCUCCUUCGCCAUUACCGUCACCCUCUUCGUGCUCUUUUCCAUCUCCGCCGCUAUCCCCGUGCCGGAGGUGCAGUACCUGACAUUUGUCCUGCUCAUGCUGGCAGGAUCGUUCCUGUUCGGUGGUGUCUCGACUUUCCUCGUCAUGACGUUCCCUCCGCGCCACUUUGGAAAACUCUACGGGUUAACACGCGCCGUGGGCGCCGUGGUCAGCCUGCUCCAGUAUCCUCUCUUCAUCCUCGUCAACGGCCCCUUGGAGGACAACCCACUGUACCUUAACAUCGCAUUCGUCGCCCUGGUCGCCCUGACCUACGCCCAUCCAGUCAACGUCUACCUCUACUGCCGACGGGAGAGCCGGCGGAGGGCACAGUGA